Molecule: messenger RNA, 401 nt
Organism: Diabrotica balteata
Lineage: Eukaryota; Metazoa; Arthropoda; Insecta; Coleoptera; Chrysomelidae
Source: the annotation of a GenBank genome assembly
UAGCGGUGGCCACAGGGACGUCUCUAAUUUUAUCCUCUAUAAGUUCAUUGUUAGUAUUAUCUGGAAUGCAAAUGUUCAAACCUUGGCUGAAUUCAUCCCAAUUACAUACUCUUUUAGGAGGAUAUUUUGGUUCCCUAUUUUUCGUAUUAAUCCUAACAUCCAUAGGAAACCUUGAAACCUGUGUAUUUGGCAAAAAUUUUCAAGUUAAAGUGUUUCCUGAAGUUUUACUAAGUUUAGUAAUUGCUCUGGUUGCAUCAGCAACCAUUCACCGUGUAUGUGCUACCUCAUGUUUAUUGCUCUCUCUAUGUGCCCUCUACUAUGUAAAUAAGUAUUCACAAAAGGUAUACAACCUUCAAGCUCCUCCAGUCAUUGUUCAGACAGGAAAGAAGAAAAGACAUUAA